AUGGCUCAAGAAACAUCGUCAAAAAAGGCUCAACCUCCCUUGGUUGAUAACCUCCUCCAAUAUGGAAAACUGGCCUUUGAUCCCAGCUUGCCAGAAGCAACGAGACAAUCCAACCAGUCAAAAUUCAACACCUUGAUAGAGAGCACAAGUGUUUUAGCACUGAUACCAGCCUUGAACCUUCUCGUGCAGCCUAGUCGAACAGAGCCUUGGCUACGAGCACCAUUGAUUUCAGCCCUUGCGACUCUUCCCCUCAGAGAGCGUGGAGUCCAGCAUACCAUUGAGUUUGUUCUUUCUGUCCAUCCAAGCAGCGCUGGCUUCGAUGAGACAAGGAAAGCUGGGAGAGGGUCCGGCAUUUCCCACGAGGCUCUAAAUGCAGCGUCGAGGCUAUUAUCUUCGCCACCUGCUGGGAUGUCUCCGGAGAGAUGGUUCUCUGGCAUUGCUCCUCAGCUUUUUGCCCUCCUCCAGGGGGAGGGCGAACCAGAAAUGGAUCGAGCUGCUGCUUUCAUCAUUGGAUUCGGUAUCCUCGGCAGGAAGCAGUAUGGUGCUCCUGGUAUGCCUGGUUGGAAAGCUUUCGUUGAACCCAUAUUUCGUUCCAUCGACCCUGCGAUCGUUUCACCCAACGCGGAGGUCGAAAGUGUCGAAGAAGAGAUAGUCUCCUUAAGUCCCAGAAAAAUUCUGGUUCCAUCUUUGCAAGUUGCCAAAAGUCUCCAAAGACUUACCGCCCUUGUAACUUCCCAUCCUCACCCCUCUUUGACAAGGCGCCUUCUUGGACCGAUUCUCCUGCCUCUCUGGUCACUUUCAUCUUGGUAUCAGAGUAACGAUUACAUUGAUAAAUCCUAUCGAAAGCCAGCCAGAAAUUUAUUGAAGACUCUGCUGCAAUUAUCAUCCUCCAGCAGUCAAUUACCUAGUCGACCAAAUCAGCAGCCCUCUAACUCUAGCAACAUCUCAAUCAUUGCCCAGAACCUUAUGUUUCGAGGACGAUCAGACCCAGGAGCGUUGACAUGGAUCUACACCGAGUCUAGUGAUGGCGGGAUUCAAAUUGAGGAGCGAGCAAUCAACGAAAGCAACGAACUCACCGCAAUGGAAUCCGAUCUGGCAUCGAUCGACGGAGCAACAGCUGCAUUCAUCGCCUUGAUAGAAUCUGUAUCUGAUUUUGACACCGAGAUUUCCCAUCUGUUCAUAGACUUGUGCAGAAAAUGGCUCAAAGAUAGCGAAAAGAACAGACCUGGUUCGGUAGUCUUGACACUCCUUGAACCGACAGAGCCGACGAAUAGUGCUGAGAAAAGACUUAUUGAAGCCAAAAUCAUGCAGAGGAUGAUGACUUCGGUUCCGGAGAAACUCGUGAGCGACUCGCGGCAAGUUCUUGAUCUUGUCAACCAGAUAUUGUCCGGUUUCAACACCGAUGAAGUCAAUGACAAUGGCGACGAAGAUAUAGCCGCAAUUGCUCUGAGCCUGUUGAAUAUCAUCCUAACAUCUUCAGCUUCCCUGAAAACGCCCGAUUCAGAGCAGGUUCUCGAGGAAAUACAAGCGUCAUUACAUUCAAUCAGCAAGAAGACGGAGUUAGAUAUUUCAUCAACAGCGCAAAACCUGCUCUUGCUGAUAAAAUUUCGGGACACUCUUAAUGAUCCAGGGAAUGUCACCCCCAGUAUUACUAAGGAUCAACAGGUGGAAGACCGUAAGAGCUACAGCCUUGCAAUGUCGUACCUUACAUCUGCGGAUUCACCACCACCAGUCCGCGUCCAAGGGCUCGAACUUAUUUCAGCUUUAGUUCGAAGUCGGAGCUCAGUCGUUGAUAUACCUGCUCUUCUUGUUCUAUUUUCAUCGCUCCUUCAAGAUAGUGAUGAGUAUAUAUACCUUCGCGUCAUUAAAUCUUUCAUUGAGCUCUCCGACAAGCACCCAAAGGCUAUCCUCAAUGACCUCAUCGACCGGUAUGUUGACCCGAACGAGGAGUCCGAGCUGGACCAGCGUUUGAGAUUUGGAGAAGCAUUACUCCAAGUCAUCGAGAAUGUUAGCAGUGGAUUUUCGGGGGAGAUUGCAAAAGCCGUUUGCGAAGGUCUCUUAUCAAUUGCUGGUCGUCGCGGAUACAGGCCGAAAUCCGAACAAGAGCAAGAAAAGCGAAAUCGCCUAAGGCAGGAGAAGAACAAAGAAGCAGAAGAUGCAUGGGAUGGGCCUGUUCCUCAACUAGAAGAUGACGCACCAGAAUCGCAGGAGGACUAUGAAAUACUAUCGCAGAUCGUCUCAGGGUGGGAAAGUAAGCGUGGGAGUGAAGAUGUGCGCAUUCGCGCCUCUGCUCUAUCGAUACUGGGUACAGCCAUUGAGGAAAAUGUAGCUGGUAUUGGGUCAAGCCUGAUAUCUACAGCUAUAGAUUUGAGCAUCCAUAUAUUGACUCUCGAGCCAGAGCCUGAGAAAGGGAUCUUACGACGUUCCGCAAUACUUUUGAUCAUGUGCUUCGUAAGAGCAUUGAACUCAGCGAGGGAACAAGGCAGAAAGCUCGGCUUCGGAUUGGUUGGCAAAAAUCUCGAGGACGUGCAGAGGAUUUUGGGAUAUGUGGAGGGCACCGACAAUGAUGGGCUGGUACGCCAGCACGCCAAAGACGUGAUUGAUGGUCUCCAAGCCUGGCAAAUCAACACGCUCUUGCCAUCCCAAACGGGACAGACCGAACUUCAGGAAUUGGCCGGAUUGUCAAUCAAACCCGGGGGAAGAAAUGGCUCUAACGCCAGGAUAGGACCGAGGAUUGAGGAGAUAGAGUAG
Amorphotheca resinae ATCC 22711 is the source of this 2751-nucleotide messenger RNA. RefSeq lists its product as hypothetical. The coding region runs from base 1 to 2751 and encodes 916 amino acids. Gene Ontology annotation, biological process: protein secretion. The record is from RefSeq and is a predicted model, not a curated record. Lineage: Eukaryota; Fungi; Ascomycota; Leotiomycetes; Helotiales; Amorphothecaceae. The transcript is spliced from 3 exons.